CAUGGGAUUUGCUUCUUUCACUGGGUGUAUCGGUAUAAGAGAUAACACGCUUCAAGUCUGAACACUAGGUUGUGUCGAAAAAUGCUUUAAGGAUUGAUACAGGCAUAAUUACAUGCUCGUAACCAUCACCCUAUUCCUUCCUUACUGCUUUAAGCCUCUGUUCAAGAUUUCUAUCGAGUUUCCAAUAUGGGAAGUAUAUCUCAGCAUCAGUUCUUCGCCGCAGGCGACAAACAUGAAUUCGACCCUGAAAACUGGACGUUUAGCAGCCCAGAUGACCUCCCGCAACGCCACCCAGAAACGCACGUCAACGUGCUGAUCGUGGGUGCUGGCUUCAGCGGGCUGUUGUUAGCCCUGGAGUGCUGGAGAAAGGGGCUUAACGUGGUGGGGAUCCUCGAGCGAAAUCAAGGCCCCAAUUACAGCGGAGACCUCAUCAUCAUCCAGCCCUCAGCUACAUCCAUUAUCCGUCACUGGCCCGCCAUGCGGCGCGAGCUGGAGCAAGACUUCGUCGACGCACCCACGUACUACCUUCGCCACAACGGCGAGCUCAUCUACGGGCCCUCUGACCCCAGCUACAACGAUCCGGAACACCUGGCCGAGCGGGAGGGUCUUCCGCCCGUGGGUCCAGUGCAGAUCCGCAAGAAGUUCUACCGGAUGCUGCUGAGGCAGGUGGCCAAGCUGGGUCUCAAAGUCGACUAUGGCCAGCGUGUAGACCGUUACUUUGAAGACGAGCCGGCUGGCCUGGGCGGCGUGGUGGUUGCCGAUGGCUCGGUCCGCGUAGCACACCUCGUCGUCGCUGCUGAUGCCUUCAAGUCGCGCUCCGAGCUCCUCGUGGCGGGCGAGCAUAUGCCUACAAAGUCGAGCGGCAUGUCAGUCUUCCGGACUGCGUUCCCGGGGGAGCUUGCCUUUCGGGACGAAACGGUGCGAAAGCGCUGGUGUCGUGGCCCCGGUGAUAGUGCAGUCACGACCAACGAGUUCUGGUUGGCGCCAGGGAUGCAUAUCGGCCUGUUCGUGUCGCCGGAGCUGGUGGCUUUCGGGCUGACUCCUCGUGAUGAGUUCCUAGUUGAGGGCACUGAAAAGCCGCGCGAGUCAUGGGACCCGGAUGUCGACCCGGUCGAUGUGGUGAAGGUACUUCGGAAGGUGCCUGGCUGGGACCCGGCCAUCGAGGCACUUGUGCGCACUGCGCCCCGGGGAGCCGUCAUCCACUGGCCGCUGCUGUGGCGGAAUUUGCGGCGCGAGUGGACGUCCAAGGGGGGGCGGGUCGUGCAACUCGGCGAUGCGGCGCAUUCCACUGUUCCGGCAUCAGUCAGCGGUGGGACCCUGGCCAUCGAGGAUGCAAUUACUCUGGCUUCCUGCCUGCAGUUGUCAACUGGUGGCGGUGCCGGGGCGGCCGGUGCGCCGCUCGGGGCCAAAAUUUACAAUUUGCUGCGGUACCAGCGCGUGAGCUGCACCCAGAAGAUGGCCUUUGUCAACUCGCAGCUGCUGAACGCCACGUCGGACUGGGAUGCCAUCAAGAAAGACCCCAAGAAGGUCCGCCUUCGCUUUCCCAAGUGGGUCUUCCGCCAUGAUCCCGAGGCCUAUGUGUAUGAGAAGUAUGGUCAGGCCUUUGCUCAUCUGGUGGCGGGUGCCGAGUUCGACAAUACCAAUUAUCCUCCGGGCCAUAAAUUUGUGCCCUGGACCAUUGAGGAGGUUCACCAGGAUAUUGCCGACGGCAAGAGGGUAGAGCAUUUGCUGGAUGGCGAUUGGUCGUAGGGAGAUAGACGCUUCACCGGUUCUACUAUCUAAACUAGACACAACUUUUAUAAUUGCAAUCAUUUCCACCGUGAGAAGUUUUGUAUCUACGUGCAACACUUCAUCUUGUUGAAAAACAUCCUCUAAUACAAAUGCAAU
Molecule: messenger RNA, 1887 nt
Organism: Pseudomassariella vexata
Lineage: Eukaryota; Fungi; Ascomycota; Sordariomycetes; Amphisphaeriales; Pseudomassariaceae
Product: putative monooxygenase
Exons: 2
Coding region: 187-1749 (520 amino acids)
Biological process (GO): secondary metabolite biosynthetic process
Molecular function (GO): monooxygenase activity; FAD binding
Source: RefSeq, a predicted model, not a curated record